CGGCACUCGCUUCAAGUGGACCAUUUACUGAGUUUUAGUUCGGAGAAACAUUCUUGCACUAAAGGAGGCUUCUUCAUCUAAAAGUAGGGAGAUUUAAAAAGGCAUGUCAUUUGUCAUUCACCCAGAUGAUUUGCUGUGCAGUUAAAUUUGAAGUUUCUUCCGAAUUAGUACCACAAGCCGUUGUAGUACUUGAGUGUUACUACUAUUUGACUCUUGACUUGGCUCUCUGAAACGAGUGAAACAGAGAGAGAAAAUUCUAAAAAUGCAUAUUAGAAGGAUGGCUUCGACAACGAUGAUAAUGGUGGUGUUCUUGCCUGUGUUGAUGUUGUCCCUGUGCGAAUGUCGACAUCACAAGCCUCCUAGACCUCCAUUUCACUACUAUAGCAUUGCGAAGAAAGGCCUAUGCCCUGAAGGAGGAGGAGAUAAACACGCCGGCUGUGAACAGUGGAAAAAACAAGGAUACUGUACUCCAGGGCACCUUUACUUUGAUUUUGUGUCGACCAACUGUCCUGCCUCGUGCGGUAUUUGUCAAGCUCGUCCUACCCCACCUCCUAGGGCUCGAGCUGUAAGAGUAAACAUCAAAGAGUGUCUCAAGGCCCAUAACGCAGUGCGUGCUCUGCACAGGGCUAGACCGCUGACAUGGAACAGGACACUGGCCCGGAAUGCUCAAGCCUGGGCUCUGGACCUUGCAAAGCGGGAUAAAUUCGAGCAUGACAGAGUGAGAGGAGAAGGAGAGAACCUUUACUACUCAGUGGCCAGUAGCGGAAAAAGAGCAACGUGCAAAGACGCACUUGAGGCCUGGUAUGGAGAAGUUUCUGAUUAUCCUUUCUCGCAUCCUCCAAAAUCUAUUUUUGAUAUACCUGGUGUUCAAAUUGGACAUUUUACACAGGUAGUAUGGAAGUCUACCAGGCAACUGGGUGUUGGCAUUGCUUCCAUAAAGCGGGGACACUGGACCAAGACCUACGUUGUGGCUCGCUACACGCCCCCAGGGAAUUAUUGGGGAAGGUUCAAGGAAGAAGUGGGGGAUAUCACUGCUCUGUACUGAGACGAGUUUGUGGUGAUUCAUGUUACUUAGAAGCUGCUCACGGGCAUUUGGCAUGUUUUAUGUCUAGCCCAACAGAACAAGUGUAUAAUGCUAUUCUCUGAUUUAACUUCUAGACCGCUUGACCCCAACGUUCUUUUGAAAUCUUUUUAGAAUGUUUCCCGUCGGACUAUAACGAGCGACAAUUAAAAAUUUCUUUUGAGAA
Molecule: messenger RNA, 1247 nt
Organism: Stylophora pistillata
Lineage: Eukaryota; Metazoa; Cnidaria; Anthozoa; Scleractinia; Pocilloporidae
Product: Golgi-associated plant pathogenesis-related protein 1
Cellular component (GO): extracellular region
Source: RefSeq, a predicted model, not a curated record